CCCCCACACGUACGGACGCCAUUUUUAUUUAUGUGGGGAGCUCGGUGGGGUUGAUACGAAGUGCGAAGAAAUUUCUAACGUUUAUACGAACGAGAUUUACGAUAGUUCGAGGAUUGACCAGAGGGAUAUGUCGCCUCGAGAUGUGCAAAUGAUGCGGGUCAUUGUUACGUUUACACGUGAGAUCUUUGCGUGAGUGACUGUCCAUUCCAUCGGAUGGUGAUCGUCGUGAGCGCAAUUCUCCACCUUUCCCAGCGCUCCUGUUAAUAAAAUGGAUCAUCGCCAAAAGAUGGUUGUGGUUCCUCAACAAUCGAAAAUUAAAAUCGAGGACGACGACGACGAGGAUGUGGAAGCAUUGAGAUUGGCAGCGCUUAAGUCACUGCGACCUAAGGAUGCCACGCAUAAGAGGUCAGCGAUAUUACAGGUGCAGAAAGUUUUCCCGCAAGUAACGCAACCAUCUCGUCUCCCAUAUAAGGAUCAACGGCCUAUGAAAAGAAGUUUCUAUCAUAACAGGUCGCAGCCAAGACAAAAUGGGAAUGUGUAUUAUCAGAGCCCUCGUAAUCCGAAUCUAAUAGCGAUAGUUCCUAUAGACGAACCUUCUCCAAUUCAGCAGGCUCAGCUACCUCCUGUAGAAAAGACUGAACCCAGUGUAAAAUCACAUCCACAAGAAAUAUCGAAAUUCCAUCGUUUUAAAGACAGUGGAAGUGCUUCAGAAGAAGAAGAUGCAAAGGAGCAAAAAAGUAAUAUAACUUCUGUACAGACAGAAAUAAUAAAAAAGGAACCAGAAGAAUCUUUGGAAAUAGAAAGUCAGGAGGAAACUACAGAGAGUUCUCAAAAAAAUGGAGAUAACCAAGAAGAUGAAGGUAACGAUGACGAUGAUGAUGUACUCUUAAUGGCCGAUCUCGAGGAAGAAGACAGUUUAGAACGUUUAAUGGAUGAGAUGGAGAGAGAAAUGAAUGAUGGAAAUAAGCCGUCUGAAAAGAAAGACAAAAAAUUGAAUAAAAGCGAAACUAAGAAUGUAACGAAAGGUGACGAAGGAAACAAAAAUUCUGAUCCAAAAAUGAAAUCGGACGAAAAUUGCAGCAAGAAGGAGAGAAACAACACGGUUACCUCGUCUCUGGCUGCAGUCGUCAAGAAUGAUAGACGAUCGGUUUCUCCGCACAUAACGAACCGGGUAGGUCAGAAACGCAAGUCACUAUCCCCAAGGUCACGAUCACGAAAGAAAUCACCAAGGAGAUCUCCCAGAAAAUCUCCGAUUAGACAGCCAAAAAGAUCUCCGAGGGAAUCGAUAAGGUAUAGAUCACCUCGCAGAUCUCCAUCUUCGCGAUAUUCUCCUAGAUCCAAAUCACCCAGACUCUCGCCGCGCAGAUCUCCAAACAGAACGACCACGAAGAGAUCGCCGCUGAGAAAAUUAUCCCCAAGAGGCAGGUCACCCAAACUUUCAUCACGCUCCAGAUCGCCCCGGCCACACAGAUCGAGAUCGCCGAGACGAUCGCCUCGAUCGAAGUCUCCCAGACCUCAUUCUCCCAAAAUAUCACGCUCUAGAUCACCGAGAUUAUCAAGAUCGAGAUCACCGCGUUUCUCGCCACCGCUCAGAUCAUCCAGAUCUCCCAGAUUAUCGCCAAGAAGAGUAUCGCCUCGUCGAUUACGAUCUAGAUCCAGAUCUCCCGGUUUGUCUUCUCCUCGAAGGGGAUCGCCUCGUUUGCGAUCGCCUCGCUUACGAUCCCCAAAUUUGUCACCACGUAGAACACCACCGCGCCUGAGAUCGCCACGACCUUCGCCUCGCAGAUCACCAUGGUCGUCCCCGAGACAUUCACCCCGUCUUUCACCGCGACGGAGACGCUCUCCCAAAGAGCGGUGGUCACCUAAAGAAUUACCCAGGAAGCAUGGACCACGUUCCAUCACUCCGGACAUCAAUCGAGACGAGUAUGCGAGAGAUCCGUCUCCGGUUUUCAAGAAUGCGGUAUCACCAGAAAUACCCAGAAUGAGAGCAAAACAAAAGGAUGACGCGUAUGAAAGGCCAGAAACAAUAAAGGAAUCCGUUGAUACCAUCAGUGAUCCUGUACUCGAAGCAAGAAGAAAAAAGUUUGAAUCUACGCGGCCUAUCGAUCCUGUAAAUGCCAAUAAAAAGAUUAAAUUAUCCAAGAAACAUACCACGAAUACGAAAGUGGAUUCCUCGGAAGGAACGGAGGUUCCAUUAAGAAAAACGAAUAAAGCUUUAGAGGAGUUUGAGGUUCAAGAGGUGGAUUUAUGUUUGCCAGCAGCAGGUUAUGAGUUUGAAGAAUUUGAAGAAACGGUAGAGAAUACGUCUCCGACAAUUAUUACAAGCUCUGUAAAUACAUGCAUAGACGUAGAGCCACAAAAGAUGGAGAAAGAAAAGUCUUUGAAGAAAAAGAAGAAGCGCGAUAAGGAGUUGUAUCAAGUGGGAAAACUAAAAAAUGAACUGCCGCUUUCUGAACGUAUCGGAAAAGAUAAGAAGUGUAAGAAACGUAAGGAGAUAGUCUCCGAGGAGAGCAUGGAGAGCACUGUAUUCGAAGAUAUAGCAGAUGAAGAAGGAGAUUUACGAACGGAACUCAGCAGGAGACGCGCGGAAAGAUUGAACAGAACGGUACCGAUUCAAUCUGCUAGAUUAGUGCAGUCAGCUUUCAAAGGCGUUGUUAAUGAGGUUGUGAAAAAUAAUGCGAAAGCUAAUCAGAGACAUGUCCUUAACACUGAUGAAAAAUCUAAUCAAAAGGAAGUUAGACGGGUUACUGUGCUACACAGAUCGUUAACAGAAUUACACAAUUCUGAAGAUGAAAGUACUCUUGAUUCGAAAGUACCUGUGCGUUUCAGACUGGGGCUCAACAAACAAGUGCAAGAGUCCAGAGAAUCCAAGGUUACUCGAAAAACAUCCAAAAGACAGGGUCGUAAGGAAUAAAAUAAAUCCGCGUUCACCCGAUUGCAUAUUUGUAUGAAGAGAGAAUAGCGGUUCAUCUCUUACUGCUCAUUAUGUUGUCGACACAUAGGAAGAUGCGCUCAUUAACGGUUAUAUUAUAUCAUAUAAAAAGCAUCUCUUUUCUCUUUUCAAGCAUAAAGUACAAUAAUAUUAAUAAUACUUGAAGAUAAUAUCUAAAUUUUUCGAUAUUUUACGAUUUAAAUGUAUUCGAUUGUUUAUCGUUUGCUUAGGAAAAGUUGAUUACGUGUGAUUAUAUUAAAUCAUUUGUUGUAUUAAAGAUUAUGUAUAUAACUUACUUUGCUCGCUCACCUAAUAAACAAGAAUCAUUAAUAUAAUCCCAAAGCUACCUAUUGCAAAACCUAAGUAUAUUUUAUAUGAGAACUAGUAAUGUGUAGGCACAUAUCUUAAUUGUAUUAAUACCGAUCAAAUUUAAUAAGAAUGUUGUAGUAUAGCUUGUAAAUUCGGUUAACGAUGUGUCGCGGCACCAAAUGUCCUGUACAAAUCAUAAUAGCGAUCCAAUAACAAUGCAAUUUUUGUUAAAAUUUAUUUUUAACGUCGCUAAACGACAUAUUUUUAAGCAGAAUGCAAAUUCCUUAAGAUCUAAUUGACAAUGUUUUA
This is a messenger RNA of Camponotus floridanus (Florida carpenter ant), 3550 nucleotides long. Its product is annotated as serine/arginine repetitive matrix protein 1. The transcript is spliced from 8 exons. The coding region runs from base 269 to 2914 and encodes 881 amino acids. The record is from RefSeq and is a predicted model, not a curated record. Lineage: Eukaryota; Metazoa; Arthropoda; Insecta; Hymenoptera; Formicidae.